AUGGACAAGAAUACACCACCUUCCCCUAGCACCAUCAACCAUACAAACUCCCCAUCAACUGCAUCAGAUUCACCCACUCGUCCUAUUGUGAGAGUUAGAAGAGGAAGAACAGCUGUCGUAUUCAACAAUAAUCUAAAUUCUUCAAAUUCUUCUACAAUUAGUGCAACAACAACACAAACAUUAGAUUCAUCAUCUUCAUCUUCAUCAUCCUCGGGUGCAUCAUCAUUGGCAACGACUGGAAGUGUUGGAAAUAAUGUUUCGAAUAAUAAUAAUGCGAAACAUCGAAUGACAACAUUUACUCCUCCUUCGCCUUCGUCAUUGUCAUCAACUUCAUCGAAUAGUGAAAAAUCAAUUUCUCCACGAGUUGCUGUGAUGAAUAGUCAACAGGAGAAUUUUAGAAAAAGUAUUAUGGAAGUGAAUGGCAAGAGUAGUUCAAAUACACAUUCGAAUACAUCUUCACCUAUUAGUUUGGAAGAUGACAAGGAAGAUUUUGAGGAAGUGGUUCAAAGAAGAAUGUUUAGAAAUACAAUAGGAGGGGAUUCACCACCUCCUGUUCUGGUUGACUCACUCAUGCAGAAAGAUUUCGUAAAGGAAAGAAUUUCAAUGAGAGAUUCUCUUACUUUGUCAUCUUCAAGUGAAGACAGUGGAUCUCCUUUUGUGUUUGUUUCACAAUUGAGCAACAUUUCUAAUGAUUUGAAAUGUCAAUCGUGUAAACAAGUUUUGGAUUUGGAAGCCAAAACUCAUAACAAUUGUGGAAAUAUGUUCUGUUCUGAAUGUUUAAAAUGUAUGGAGAAGUGUAAUAUUUGUGAGAGGGAUGAAAUUUUGGGAGAAAAUCUUUCAGAUAUUUCAGAUAUUACAAAGAGACAGAUUGAGGGAUUGUUGGUUCGUUGUUCGAAAUGUGAAAAUUAUGUACUGAGAGGAUUCUUUAAAAACCACAUGGAAAGCAAAUGCAGUUCAUAUCUUGAGGAAGUGGAUGUAUAUUUCAAGAAGAAAAUCAAUGAAUCAGAAUCAACGUGUCAAACAAAGGCAGUUGUUUUUGAUCAGUCAAUCAAACAGUUGGAAUCCAAGUUGGAAUAUUUAUCAUCUCAAUCAAGAGAAUUGGAGGGCAAAAUAUCAAAUAUUGUUCUCAUGUCAUCAAGAGAAGAAUUCUCACAAUGUGUAAAAUUAGAUGUUGGUGGUGAGAUUAUCAAUGUAGCUCUUUCAACAUUGUUGAAUACAGAAUAUGAACCAACAUCCUCAUUGGCUUCAAUGUUCAAAGAAGUUACAGAUUUUGAUGAGGAACACUUUAUUGAUUGUGAUGUUGAAUUAUUCUUACUCAUUCUCCAUUGGCUUAGAUUUGGCAAAAUAUCAGUCAAUCCAAACAUUGCAAGAUUAUUGAUUGAUGUAGCCACAAGUUUCAACAUGGAAAAACUCAAAUCUCAAUUAGAAUCCAACGAUUUGCUCACUGAAAGUAUCACCAAGUUUGGUAUUGAGAUUGAAAAGAAGAAGAGCAGAAUCAAACACUACGAACUGAAGAAUAUCAUAGAAUAUCAUAGAAGAGAAAACUUGGAGGUGAAACUUUCAAACAUUGAUUUGAAACUUGUCUCACUCAAAGAUUUGGAUAUCAGAAAGAUCCAAAUAACAGACUCUGAUUUUAGUGGAAUGAAUUUAUCAGAGGUUAACUUUAGUGGUUGCAAUCUUAGAGGUUGUACCUUUGAGAAGGCAAAUCUUGCACAUGCCAAUUUAACCUUGUGUGAUUUGAGAUAUACCAACUUUACCUCUGCCAAUCUCACAGGUGGUUCCUUGGGAGGAGCCAAUCUUUCAGGAGCACUAUUUGAUAAUACUAAUUUCACAAAUACCAACUUGAAAGGUUGCGACUUGACCAAUAUUGCAUCGGAGUCAACUGGUUGUGUACUUUCGAAUGCCAAAAUGAACAGAGCCAAGGUCAAUGAAGAAUUCCUCAGAAGUGCCAAAACUCUCUUUGGAGUUGACUUAUCUGGUUGCUCAAUGAAACAAUUCAACUUUUCAAAUAUGGAUUUAUCAUCAUCAAACUUUUCCAAUACGAUUCUGAAUCAAAGCGAUUUUACAAAUACUGCUUUAUCCAAUGCCAAUUUCAGUAACUCCUCGAUGGCUGAAUGUAUAUUUUCAAGGUGUUUAAUUACAGGCACUAAAUUCAUCAAUACCAAUUUGAGAAACUGUAACAUGUCAGUAAUUAAUCCAGAAUCUACAGGAUAUUUCAUUUCUGGAGCCAAACUCAAUGGAACAACUGUGGGAGAGGAUUUCAACUCCAAGGCAGCCCAAGUUACCAAAAAGAAAGUUGCCUUUCGUAAAAAUCAAGAAAACGAAUUGGAAUACCUAAUGAUCUCAGAUGGAUAUUUCUAUGGUUUACUCAAAAAUUUUGCAGAGAAGGAAUUUGCCUCAGAAAACAUUCUCAUUUGGGAAAAGGUUAGAACAAUCUCUUCCAACUAUACCAAUUACAAUGCACUCGUUACCGUCGAGGAUUUGAGAGAAAUUGAACGAGAUUUUAUUAGAAAUUAUUCAGAAUAUGAAAUUAACUUAUCAUCUGAUUGUAAGAAAAAGUUCUACAAGUUAAUCUUCCCAAGUUAUAGCACUUACAUUCAAUCGAGUGAAGAAGAAGGAGGUUUUGAUGCCAUGUCCAAGAAUAUUGACACAAUUUUGAGUGAAGUGUCAACUAUUGUGACUGUCAAAGUUCUUACUGACUUACUUUGGCCAGAAUUAUUCAUGAAUAUUUCGGAUACUUUCUCCAGAUUACAAAAAACUAAACAAUACAAACAAUGGGAGAAAUCAACAGCACUCAAUAACGAGCUGAUCCUAUCGAGCCAUCGUGUAAAAACCACAAAAUAUAAGAAUGGAAACUAUAAGAAAGUUUGCACAUUAGAAAUCAGAGGACGAUACCACAAGAAUAAAACAACAGUCGAUGAUGAGGUUGUAGAUUUCAUGAAGGAACAAUUCCGAAAGCAAUUUCAACCAUUACUUGUAAAUACUAAAGAAUUGAAAGAUCAACACAGUUCUCUUCACAUUUAUGCUCAUGAUGGAACUUUCGGUUUACUUUCGUCUGGUCCAGUAAGACCAACCAUACAGAAGGCCUUUGUUAAUGCCAAUUCCUUAGCCAAAUUGUUAGCUCCCUAUCUAAAUGAAGCUCCACAAUGUAGAUCUAUCAAAUUACAUGUUUGUUUCUCUGGUUGUGAUUAUUCUGGAACUAGUCAACCAUAUGGAGAGCAAUUAAGAGAUGAGUUAUUUCAAUUAAUGGAUAAUAAUGUGAUUGUGCCAAGAAGUAUGGAAAUUGAGGCCAGUAAUGGAUGGUCUAUUCUUGGAAAUAACCUCAAAGAUAAGAAUACCAAACAGAAAAAGACAAUUGACUAUUGGUCUCAUUAUGUAAUUCCAAACACACCUGAAAUUAUGCAAUUGGUUAGAGAUGACAAGACAGAUUUUCAACAGAUCAUUCCCAUCUAUGGCCUUAACGAUUCCAUUGGAAAACCCAAGUGGAUUAUCCAAUAA
Naegleria gruberi is the source of this 3498-nucleotide messenger RNA. RefSeq lists its product as uncharacterized. Lineage: Eukaryota; Heterolobosea; Eutetramitea; Acrasida; Naegleriidae. Gene Ontology annotation, biological process: protein homooligomerization. The record is from RefSeq and is a predicted model, not a curated record. The transcript has 3 exons. Bases 1 to 3498 code for a protein of 1165 amino acids.